Messenger RNA from Fusarium poae, 2064 nucleotides. RefSeq lists its product as uncharacterized. Bases 1 to 2064 code for a protein of 687 amino acids. The record is from RefSeq and is a predicted model, not a curated record. Gene Ontology annotation, cellular component: nucleus. NCBI's taxonomy places the organism in Eukaryota, Fungi, Ascomycota, Sordariomycetes, Hypocreales, Nectriaceae. The transcript has a single exon. Gene Ontology annotation, biological process: DNA-templated transcription. Gene Ontology annotation, molecular function: DNA binding; zinc ion binding.
AUGUCAUCCAUUAAACAGGUGCAGGAUCUGGAAAAGCAAAUGGAACGAGUAAAGAGAGAGAACAGUGGAUUACGGCGCAUGCUUCAGGAUCGAGAAGGGCCAAUGGAACUCGACGCUGAAGGGGGUAAUGAAAACGCCUUUAACUUACCAGCCAUUGGAUCCGAACCGAAACGACGAAAACGAGCGGCCCCUGGACAAGGACCUGAUCUGUCUAGAGUAAGAUCUAACAUACGAGACCUUUCGAGAGGUAUUUGGAAAGUUCCGGCCCAAUACCGCGAACGUGCACCCGUCUUUUUUGACCCUCAAAGGCCGGAGUUACCGGCAAGGCAUUUGGUUGAUCAGUUGUUACACGCCUACUACACAUCUUCUCAUUCCAUGUUCCCGAUCAUACACUUCCCUACCUUUCGAGCAUCUGUCAACGAUCUUUACAACAAUAACGGUGUCACCCGAGCGUCUCCAGCCUGGCUUUCGUUGUUUUUCGCGGUACUUGCGACAGGAAGCCUAUUCAGCCAAACAUCAAACUCUCAGCCGAAUUCGUUUUACGAACCAGCCGAAUUUCUCGAGACAGCCAACAAGAUGUUCGAUCCUUGGGCAGACGACUUCACGUUAGACCACGCGAGGUCACUAACUUUAGUAACACUCUGUCUCAAUGAAAUGAAUCUCAAGUCAGCGGCCUGGACAUGGCUAGGAAGAGCUAUACGUGUUUCCCAAGACCUGGGAUUGCACAUCGAGUCAGGGCCGUGGCCAGUUAUCGAAGGAGAGAUGCGGCGUAGAACCUGGUGGAUGAUCUAUAUACUAGACAGGACCUUGGCCACUGAGCUUUGUCGGCCAGUCUCCAUCAGCGACAAUGAUUGUGAUGUAUCGUUGCCAGCGGGGGUUGACGAUCAGUUCAUCCAUGAGGGAGGAAUGAUGGUACCUACAGGAGCGGAACCUUUGACACAUUCUCUACUCGCUGUCAUCCAUGUCGUGCGAUCGUACUCAUCACUUAUGGACGCUCUAUCGCCCGGUGCUUUGACCACGGCCCAUCUUUCGAGUCUUGACACUCAUUUCAAGAAGUGUCUGAAUACAUUUCCUCCAGCUUGCGAUCCGUCGAGCACUGUGCCGCUUGCACCUCACUUCCUCGCGCCUCUAGCAUAUCUUUUUCAUGCUCGAUUGCUUCUACAUAGGCAUCACCUUCAUCCCGAGUAUCCCCUUGAGGCCCGUAUGGCAUCCCUCGAAAGCUGCACGCAUGUCUCUCUUGAAACUUCAUCCCUUCUCCAUCGGUCUAACCCGGCCCUCUUGGCAGACGGUGCAACUUCCUUGCUGACCACUCACAUCUUCCGCUGUGCACUUUUUCUUCUUCUUACAGGUUACUUGGAUCACUCAUUGUCAGCUGUGAGAGCACUCGCUUCCAUUGACCGACGAAGGGAUGUCACGAUGGCUUGUGGAAGAUAUUUGUCGUUUUUCGUUGCCACCUUGGCAGCGAAGCGAGUCGAGUACACGAACUAUUUGGCAAGGGCUGCUCCGCCAGCAUAUAGUUCUUCGAGGCCAUCGAUCGAUCAAACGGCCCUCCUUCAGAUGCUUUCGCGCGACGAAGACCUGCUGGUGUACGCGACUGCUGAUCUUCAAGCCUCACCUGAUGCUUCAUGGCUUUGGAUUGGCGCAGAGCGUGAGAUACCGUUGCCUCAAACAACUUCGCCAUUCCAUUAUUCGACUGCAACAUCAAGUAGCGGGCUGUUCAGCCCCGAGGCUCGUACAGGUCUGAAAGAACCCGAGAGCAAAGAAUGGGGUGGGUGGGGAAGACUUGAGACAGCCGUACGUGGGUUGGAGGCUAUACCAGCCACGGCACUGACAUCCUCGAGUGCGACUUGGACGCUACCUCCUCCUAUCAAGAGCGAAACACCUGGCCCAGGGGUGGAACUCCCAAGGUUAAGUGACGUCCCUCGUUUCAGCUCCGAGAUGCCAAAGUUGGGAGAGUCUAGCAGAGUGAUGAGCCCUGCCACAGGUGGUAGCAGGACGCCAAGCGGAAGCGCGCCCAACCCAGCGACGAGCAAAGAACGAUUAAGCAUUGCCAACAUCAUUUAG